AUUAUUUUCGUAAGUGUACUAUAACUAUAAUAAAAGUGUGUUCUAUAUAUAAAGAUUUCAACAAAAUGUUAAAAAGUGACGAUUGCUUAUAAUUCAAUUUCUUCAGGAGUAAUGGUUUUAGACCAACGGCUAUUAAUGAAUGUGUGAAAAAUCCAUACUUACAAUGUCUUCGAAAAGGAGCUGCCAGCACUGAGCAAAAAUCGAUUGUCUUUGAUGUAGUAUGCAUAGCUUGGUUGAGUUAGACAUCAACACGAUUGUGCUCCACACAAUUGAUCCACACCGGCACAAUACUCCGCGACGGGUUAGACCAGGUCCAAUACUGUCACUUUUGCAGGAUGUUAUUUUGAAUUCUGAGAUUUAUUGUUGUCUUCGUUUAGCGUUUUUCGAGAGUGACACCUAGGGUGUUGAAUGUUUAUUGUGACCAAGAAGUUUGUCUUUAAGGUAGAUUUUAAGUUGGUAAUUUUUCCCCUGUUGUUUAGGUGGAAGUACAUCUUGGUGGCAUUCGGCUGCAAUCUCCAAUUGCGGAAAUAUCUCCCCAGGGUAGCCAGGUUAGUUAGUAAAAUUUGCUCAGUAGUCUCCUAUUCUUUAUGGUUUGUAGCAACUGCCCAGUAGUGUGCGUAUCAGAAUUUCUUUGAUUGUGAGAAGACGAAAAAGAUUUCCAUACAUGCCAAGUGAUACAACUGCUGCAGUAGAUGACCACGUCAUGGUGAAGAGUGUACCACAGCAUCAGACCACACACAAUUACUGUCGUGCAGCAGAUCUAUCCCUUUUUUAUUUCAGUUUUUGAGUGUCCGAAAAUUGAGAAAUAUAUAAAAUGAGACGUUUUUCCACUUCCGCCACGAGCAAAAAGUUAAGUUGCUGGUCAUGUAUCCUGCUGGAACACUUAGAACUGGAAACUAAAAUCACUUGACGACAUGCGAGUCGACUGGUGUCUGGUCGCCGUGAGUGGCGUCAAAUUUGAUUACAUAGGAAAUGACUCAAAGUGAACUGGUUAGUAAUGCGCCUCACUGAGCUCUUUUUCAGUAUUGGUAUGAAAACGGCAAUAAAGCGCAUAACUUUUCUUGGAUGAGCAAAUAUGUCUGGAACUUACAACUUACAACAAAAAACAAAAAUGCUUGGAUGACGACGGAAGUUUUUAAAACUUAGUUUUUGGCAAAUUCGUUACAAACAUCUCAAUUUACAUAAAAUGGUUUAGACUAAAAUUGUCUAAUUCUAAUAUUGUUAGUAACUCAGAGAAGCAUAGUGUCCCUUAUUUAAUACUUUUAAAGAGUUGUUUCAGGUAGAAGUGGUCCAGUGAGACGCAAUGGUCGAUCCUUCUCGUUACGAUAAAGUCGUGAACGUUAAACGUUGGAUCCUUCUAAAUGUUAUUCGCAUAAUCUUAAAUGUUUAAUGAUAUCUUUCGAACAUAAACUUUUUAUUUCUUUGAAUAAAACCACAUUUUGUAAAGAUUUUCCGGCGAUAUUUCUUUAGAAAUAAUUUUAUUGAUUCCCCGACAUUGUUUCCGUCCCUUUCGUUCAAAUUCGACCAAUACGAUUGGGUAAAGUUAACCGUCAGUAUUACGCGUCGUUCUUCGUACUGUCGUUGUGCUGAUCGUAGUUUACGCGUAUUACGAUUAAUACAAACGACAAAUUGUUUUAAAUAAAUACAAAGAGCUAUUGAUCACUAUUGAUAACGUGAUUGUUAAAAAUGCGUCAACGUUCUAGCACUAUCUGGAAGUAUUUCGAUUUGGUUAAAACAAAUACAACGGAGGAUAAUGUUUACGGCGAAUGCAGACAUUGUUCGAAAACGUUUGAUACUCGAAAUACAACCAGCAUGUUUUUACAUUUAAAAGCGAAACAUGAAGUCGAAUACCUCAAAGCUUUGGAUGACCGUAAGAGCAAUCCUAUACGAAGAAACAAACGGCAUUACGUCGCAAAAUAUCGAAAAGCCCUACCUGAAAAAGAAAAGAAUGUUGAAGCAGAAGUAAUCUUGACAAAGGAAGAGCCAAUGAUAUUUUGUGAAGCCGAACUUCCCAUUAAUACUAUCAAUAAUAUUUCUAGUAAUAAUGGUAACAAAUUAACUGAAGUUUGUCGUUCAUCUCCUGUUCAGUUACGUUUAUCUGAUAAUAAUUGUGAUCAAGCUAAUAGUAAUAAUAUAAGUGAAAAUGAACUUAAUGCAAAUAAAUCUUGCAAACACAACGAGGUAAAUAAUAUUUUGCCUGGUAUGUCUUUGGAUUUAAGAUUUAUAAAAGAAAACAUUUUGAAUAAAAAUAAUUAUUUCUUCUUGUCUAUUGCGGCUGAACUCGAUCUUUUACCAGACGACGCUAAAGAUUUAAUUAAAACUGCAAUUUGGCGAAUUAUUUAUGAAGUUAAACAAGCAAGAAGAUCUAACAUCCAAUUGUCAUUAUCUAACUUAUUGAAAUAAAUGUACUUAGUAUUAAUGUUAAAAUGAUUUUAUUAAAGCUUUUUGA
Molecule: messenger RNA, 2449 nt
Organism: Onthophagus taurus
Lineage: Eukaryota; Metazoa; Arthropoda; Insecta; Coleoptera; Scarabaeidae
Source: RefSeq, a predicted model, not a curated record